Molecule: messenger RNA, 1551 nt
Organism: Ceutorhynchus assimilis (cabbage seed weevil)
Lineage: Eukaryota; Metazoa; Arthropoda; Insecta; Coleoptera; Curculionidae
Source: the annotation of a GenBank genome assembly
CAUCUCCGGUGGAAAACUUAUCGUUCGCCUGGAAAAUCUGUUCGGGAUUGCCCCAAUAAGCCACAUUGAUGUAAUGGGGCACCGAAUCUCGAAUGGUGAAGUUCCAAACGGCUCGCUGGCCCCCGGUAUCGGGACCUCGCUGUUGAGUUUCCAAGAUUUUCGGUCGAUUUUUGCCGAUUAUUAUGCCCACUAUCAGCACAUUGGUAACGUGCGGAUCCAAAUGCUUUAAGUCGACUUUUUGUAGCGACACGGCAUUGUAAUCUGGCUGAAUUUGAUUCAUUUUUACUCCAGAGAAAAAUGCGGACAUGAAAUAUUAACACGUGGUUUUUCGAAACAAGAUGGCCGUCGAUUUUUUUUUCUUUUUUUUAGUUGGUAGCCCUGUGUAUCCCAUGGCCAACUUGGCUAAAAGUUCAAUGUUAUCAUUUUUUUUUUUUUUAAUUUCGAUUAAUUUUCGGUUAAUUAAAAGCUAUUUUCAUUAAAAAAACGCAUUAUUUAGGUAUAUUGUUUUAUUUUUCAUUUCUACUUUAAAAAUCCGAAAGGGCAAUAGCCACGAUUGAGAGAGCGCGAGCCCCUCCGAUAAAUCUUCUUCGAGCCACUGACAAGACAACAAUCAAUUCCUAAACCCUAACCUCACUUUUUUAAAAUGUUUUGUUUAUAUUUACAUUAUUAAUUUUACAAUAAAUAAUCAAGCCUGAUUACCGUAAUUACUGUGGAAUAUUGAUAAAACUCAAAAAACAUACAUAAAUACAUAUUUAUUUAUUGUUUCAAAUCUUCAUAAUUGAUGUUCCCUUAAUAUACAAUGAUGACAGACAGCUUGAAUUUCAAAUUGGGCAAUCCAGGAGCAGUGCAAUUUGGAAAUUUCAUAAAUUAUUACCAAUUUCACCCUCCAAGCAAUAGAAUUGCUAUGCUGCCUACAGAUAUUUGGCAUUCUGUCAUGAAACCAAAUGAAAAGUGCUACAUUUUAGACGUUGGAUGUAAUGCUGGGGAUUUAACAAUUGAAGUCUACAACUUUUUAAGAGCAAACAUUUCAUCAUCAAACUGCAAAGUCUUAGGAAUAGACAUUGACCCAACAUUAAUCAAAAGGGCUUCUGAAAAAAAUUCUAUAGAAAAUAUAACUUUCAAAUGCUUAGACAUUAUGACUGAACCAGAGGCUAACUACUUAACAAAUUCCAAUAAUAAAUUUGAUAUUAUAUUUUGUUUCUCCAUUACAAUGUGGAUACAUCUUAACCAUGGCGAUGAAGGUCUGAAAAAGUUCCUGAAAAAAGUUUCAAACCUAACAAACAUGCUUGUAAUAGAGCCUCAGCCCUGGAAAUGCUAUAAAACAGCAGUGAAACGGUUCAAUAAAGGAUUUCCUCAAUUUGAAAAUUUAAAAAUUAGACAAAAUGUUGAAGAAGAAAUUGAAAAAUAUAUUUUGAAUUGUUGUGACAUGGGAAAGUUGGGGGAAAGUGAUAGGACUGAGUGGGGAAGAAAGCUAUUGUUUUUUCAAAGACAGAAGUAGGUUUAUGGCGUAUAUAUUUAUGUAUUUUUUUAAUAAAAAUGUUUGUUUUAUUU